Styela clava is the source of this 1160-nucleotide messenger RNA. RefSeq lists its product as uncharacterized. The record is from RefSeq and is a predicted model, not a curated record. Lineage: Eukaryota; Metazoa; Chordata; Ascidiacea; Stolidobranchia; Styelidae.
CGCGCCUCAUUCCAGUCGCGGUUCUUAUCGAGUUCUGUGCACGAAAAUGGAAUACCCAAUUCUUCCGGGAUCCGUAAUACCAAACGAUGAGCAUUAUUCUGGUCAAAGAAUACAGAGACCAAAUGCCAUAGAGCGCCAAGUACAUUAUGUAGAUAGAAUACCCGCGCAGAGGGUUGACAGAUAUAAUGCAACACAAGAUGAUUCAGUUUAUGUGAGGUCAAUGCAACCGCCGAUAAUAGUACAACACGCGCCUGCUUACGCGAACCCAACAGUGCUGCCAUCAACAUAUGCUCGACGAGAGAGAUGUUGCAGCACCCGCUUGACAAUUGUAUUGUCUGUACUCAUCAUCUGUGUUUUCAUAGGAACUGGGAUAGGUGUUGGUAUGUAUUUCAAAUAUGGAAGGGGUGACUCCAAACACUCAAACCUCAAAUCCGGUGAAGGAGGUUCAUCACAAACGAAAUGCAUUCUUACGGCCAAUGAUGUUAUCAACUUUUCAUUAAAAGACGACGAUGAUGAUGACAAGCAUGACGACGAUGAUGAUGACGACGAGUCCAAGGAUACAAGUAAGCAAAAAAACUUAGAAAUCGCCGGAAAACAUAAAUACGUCGGAGAUGAUGAUGAUGAUGGCGAUGAUAUUGAAGAUAAAAAUACAGACAAAGGAAACAAGCACGGUUCUUCAGAUAAAAAUAAAGGGUGCUGGAUCAAGGACAAAGAAACAAAGAAAAUUAAGUGGCAUUCAAACUCUCAGGACUUCAAGGAUUUACCUUACUGCGAUUGAACUUUUCUUUAUCUCGGAUUAAAUGUAGAACUUCUAUUUUGCCGAAUCUAAUAUGACGCUUAUGUGAGUGUUCUGCUUAGCUUUUAAUAAUCCAUUGUUAGACGGAUACUGUUAUGGAGUCGAAAAACUUUUAUUAGUCUUAACUAUAACUAGCAUUUUUUACACGGACCGGUUACUGCGCGGCGGUAAUAUAAAUACUACCUGAAAUCUAGCUCUUAUCCACUUUGUAGGUAUCCGUUUAACAAUUUGAGCUUUUCAAAUGCAAGUGAAGCCUUUUAAUUGCAAUGACCUUUUAUGUACGUAUAUGAAAUACUAAAAAUACUGCAAUUACUUAGUUUAUGAUAUGCUUCAGAACUCAUAAAAUGCAAUAAAUUUAUACAUC